AUGGAACUCUCCAUCCUUCCGGAAAGGCCGCCGCUUAAGCCUAGCGCUGAUGUAGAUAAAGGUCAUGUUAAAGAUGUUCGAGGUUUGACUUGGGGUGCAGCAGCUGUUGGUAAUGCCACAUGGUCUGGAGCCCGAUUAGUUGAUGUUUUGGAAUCCAUGGGUAUUAAAUCAGAUGAAGAAAGUCAUGUGCAGUUCAUAGGAUUAGAUGCUGAUCCUACAAAUACAACUUAUGGUGCUUCAGUGCCAUUAUCGCAUGUAAUGAAUCCACGAAAUGAUGUGCUGCUUGCAUAUGAAAUGAAUGGAAAACCUCUGAAUAGAGAUCAUGGUUUUCCCUUGAGGGUUAUUAUACCAGGAGUAAUUGGUGCUAGGAAUGUUAAGUGGUUAGGAUCAAUAGUCAUAUCCUCAGAGGAGAGUGAUUCCCAUUGGCAACAAAACGAUUAUAAAGGUUUUAGUCCAAGCACGGAUUGGGAUACAGUUGAUUUUACUAAGUCACCUGCUAUACAGGCAAUGCCAGUAACAUCUGCCAUAUGCCUACCCCAGGAGAAUGAAAAAGUCAAACCUGAAAAUGGAUUUAUCAAAGUUAAAGGAUAUGCUUGGUCUGGAGGUGGCCAAAGGAUUGUGCGAGUAGAUGUAACAGGUGAUCAAGGUUUAACAUGGACGACAGCGAAACUGGAGCAAGGUAAAGAACCUUCAUCACGACACUACGGUUGGACUUUGUGGACUGCUGAAGUACCUGUUCAAAAGGGUGUGAAAGAGAUGGAAUUGUGGUCUAAAGCAGUUGAUUCAAAUUAUAAUGUUCAGCCCGAAAGUUUUGCAAAUAUUUGGAACCUUAGAGGAGUACUAAGUAACGCUUAUCACAAGGUGAAAAUAAAUAUUAAGUGAAGGAAUACUUAACUGGCGUUGCCAGUAAAAUUAUAUUUACAU
This is a messenger RNA of Ctenocephalides felis (cat flea), 924 nucleotides long. Its product is annotated as probable sulfite oxidase, mitochondrial. The record is from RefSeq and is a predicted model, not a curated record. Gene Ontology annotation, molecular function: oxidoreductase activity; molybdenum ion binding. Bases 1 to 882 code for a protein of 293 amino acids. The transcript has 6 exons. NCBI's taxonomy places the organism in Eukaryota, Metazoa, Arthropoda, Insecta, Siphonaptera, Pulicidae. Gene Ontology annotation, cellular component: mitochondrion.